This is a messenger RNA of Penicillium griseofulvum, 942 nucleotides long. Its product is annotated as enoyl-CoA hydratase/isomerase family protein. NCBI's taxonomy places the organism in Eukaryota, Fungi, Ascomycota, Eurotiomycetes, Eurotiales, Aspergillaceae. The record is from RefSeq and is a predicted model, not a curated record. The transcript is spliced from 4 exons. The coding region runs from base 1 to 942 and encodes 313 amino acids.
AUGAUCUCCAAUCCCAGCCCCAUUGAGCUCCCAUCUUCUUACGAAAAGGUCGAAACAACCGGCCAUGUCGUCGUCUCUCAUUACCCCCCAGGAACGCCGGCAGUCACCCCAGUUGUCAUUGUAACGCUAAAUCGCCCUACUAAACACAAUGCAUUCACGGGACAAAUGGUCCUGGACUUCGAAAAGCUCUUCCCCAUGUUCGAUGUCGACGAGCGCGUGAAAGUCAUCGUGUUGACAGGCGCAGGAAAGACGUUCUGCGCGGGUGCAGACCUUGAAAUUGGUUUCAAUGGUGGUAGAGGCAAGACAUCAGAUCACCGUGACGGUGGUGGACGGGUGUCACUCGCCAUCCAUAGAUGCCGCAAGCCAACGAUUGUAGCAAUGCAAGGUUCGGCGGUUGGAGUCGGGAUGACCAUGACUCUUCCAGCAAUUAUUCGAAUUGGCUAUGAAAAAGGCAAAUACGGCUUCGUCUUCGGCCGCCGAGGUAUUGUUCUGGAAUCAUGUUCUUCAUACUUCCUCCCCCGUCUAGUCGGACACUCAAACGCUAGUUACCUCGUCAGCACGGGGGGAGUGUUCCCGCCUACGUCUAAGCAUUUCGGCGAUCUUUUCAAUGAGAUCUUUCCCGACCCAGCGCAGGUCCUGCCGCGUGCGCUCGAGCUGGCUACUGAGAUCGCGGAGAAUGUGAGCCCGGCUUCGUCGUACCUCAAUCGGGCGCUUAUGUGGCGCGAUACUGGGUCGGCUGAGGCGGCUCAUCUCAUUGAGUCGCAAGUCAUCCACCAUAUGUUUGGGUCGGAGGACCAGAAGGAGGGCGUUGCGGCGUUCUUUGAGAAACGAAAGCCGAAUUUCAAGGCCAACCUUGAUGAUAAUCCACCGCCGAACAUGCCGUGGUGGACGGAGGUUGAUACUGGCCGGAAACCUAACGCAAAAGUACCUUCGAAGCUGUAG